This is a messenger RNA of Thamnophis elegans (Western terrestrial garter snake), 2093 nucleotides long. It is a transcript of the gene ANKUB1, whose product is annotated as ankyrin repeat and ubiquitin domain containing 1. The record is from RefSeq and is a predicted model, not a curated record. NCBI's taxonomy places the organism in Eukaryota, Metazoa, Chordata, Lepidosauria, Squamata, Natricidae. Gene Ontology annotation, molecular function: protein binding. The transcript is spliced from 7 exons. Bases 225 to 1805 code for a protein of 526 amino acids.
GGGCUGGAGUGAAGCGGCCACCUCCCGAGGGAUGCAGGAUUGGCAAGGAGAGGAGGAAGAUUCCAUGGGCUGGCUGAGUAUUUUCCAGACUACUUUUUGCUUUUAAACGAGAAUAUGCAAGUUUAGACUGGAUAUUUUCAAAAUUGGGAUUCCCCCCCCCCUUCUAUUGUGGUAAGAUGAAGCUUAUUAAAGUCAUUUGAGGAAUGUAAAUAACAUCUUUCAAAAUGAGGAUAUUUGUCGCUUUUGAAGGGCUCUGUGAGUCUUUUGACAUUUCACCAGAGAACACUGUGCAAGAUGUAAAACUGAUGAUAAAGGAUUAUUUUCAUGUUCCACUUUCUGAAGACAAACAAGGCAGGAGAUACUUGGAGCUGAGAUAUGCAGGAGCAGUGCUGAAGGACAACUGGGUACUUGCUGAUGUAGGCAUUACAGUUUCUUCCUCAAUUAAAUGUGUCAUCAAGGAAGAAGACAAGCCAAUUUUCUAUGUAUACAACCCGGUCACUCAUGAAAGAUUGCCCAUAAUGGGAAGGAUGUAUCUUUUUUCAUCAAAGGUUUCACAGCUGAAAACUUUAGUGACCUUGAAAUGUGGUUUUCCAAGUAGCAUUUAUUGUCUCAGGACUCCAGAGGGCAGGGAGAUGUUUGACUGCAAUACUCCAAAUGAUUAUCAGUUAGAUAUAGGCACAACUCUUCGUUUGGAUGUUUGGGAUGGAUGGAGAGAAUUCUUGACCAGCUGUAUCCUAGGAAACAAACCCAAGAUUCAGUACUAUCUGUCAAAGGAAGAACCAAUACUCAGAUAUCAAAAGAGAGUAGCUCUUUACAUGGCAGCUUUUUUCGGACACCUUCAGGUUUCAAUCUGGCUCUUGAAAAAGGGAGUGAAGCCCACUGAAGCAAUUGGUGUACAUCCUUAUCGUGAAUGGUGUCAGGAAGAUGAUCAUUCUGACAACAUGAAAUGUCCUGUUCAUGCAGCUGCAGAAGCAGGCCAACUUAUGAUACUGAAAGCAUUUGUUAAUUCCACUGCCUUAUCCCUUGAAUGCAAAAAUUCUGCAGGGCAAACUCCAUUGCAGCUGUGUAUCCAGCAUAGACAUAAAGAUUGUGUAUUGUAUUUAGUCACCAAGUUAUGGUCCGUGGUUUCUUAUCCUACAUUCUCUCUGCCCAUGAAAAUCUAUAUUAAGCUAAAGCUGUGGCUUCUUAAAUCUCAAAAUAACAUCUAUUCAGCCAAGAAGUGCAACCCUGCUGCAGUCUUCAGAACACGAGUUGGGGAUGUUGUCUUUGUGGACGGUUUCACAAAACCAGAAAUGACCUCCAGAGGUUUUUGCUCAGCCAUGUUCAAACAUGCAAGCAACAGAGGUUGCAUACUGCCAGAUUUAAAUAAUCAGUUUCAACAUGAGCAAUCUCAGUACCAUUUGACCAUAUCUGAUAUGUACCUCAAAGCGAAAAAUGUUAGAUUACCUCCAGUGGCAGGUGCAAAGAAGAGAGAUAACAAAGAUAGACACUGGCAAAAAAAGAAGCCUAGAAAGAAGAACUCACAGCUUAAUGAAGAAUAUAUGGACCAAAAUAUGUGUUUAGCAAGAGUUCCUCUACCUUCUAAUUCUCUCCUCAAGCCAGCUUACUAUUAUUCCAUACCUAAUGUAGAGUUUCUGCUAAAUCCUUCUCUGGAGUCAUUUUCAGAAUACUGUGGAAGAACUCCAAGAGAGAAUGCAAUUUACUGCUUAGCUAUAGCCAGUGAAUUUAAAGAGAAGCCUUGGCUGCAACAAUUGGACAUUGCAAGAACCCUAGCUAGAAAAAGUGUAUGUAAACCUACAUACUAACUAGACAGAGGUCCCGGAACCUGCCAAGUUUGAAGACCACUGAACUAGACUCAGAUGAAAUAGAUUAUAUAAUAAAUAGACUAACCAAAAAGGUUUCGGAAACAAUGCAUCUUGACAAGCAAAGUUGCAUUGGGCUAUCUUCAUACAUAUUCUGAGAAUCCUACAAUCUUCCGCUUUCCACUCCUUCGGAUGCUAUUGAAAUACCAUUCACAUUCCAAAAGGCUGGUCUUGUUGUAUUCGGGUCUUUUCUCGUGUAAGAUUGAGAUUGUCUUGGCAAUGUUUCAGCGA